AUGGCUACUGUAGAUGUUGCAGGACCUGCCAUCCUUCGUCGUCGUCACCAAUCUCCUGAAAUUAUCGAUGUUGAUGCCUUUGAAGAACCAGAGAUCUCGUACAUUGGUCGCAGGCGCACCCAGCGAGGACCCAUCCCAAAUCAAUCUACUAGCGAUACGGCGGGACCCUCUGCAGGCCCGUCGCACUCCGGUUCCGCACCUAUCAUCAUCUUAGACAGCGACGACGAGUCGCGUAUUAACAACGCAGCAAGUACUACUCGGGGUAUACCACGUUCCUUUCAUGCGCAUUUAGCCCAUGUUGACAUUAUUUCUACAGAAUUUCGUCCUCGCUUUAUGUCUCCUCCUCCACGGCCUGUCCAUCCAAGGUACAUCCCGCCUGUACCUCCGAUCCCCCAUAAUCUCAGAGGUCAGGGUUCCUUCCCUACUCACCUCAUCUUGCAAGAUCCUCUUCCCCCAGUGAUUCGCCCCCGUGCCCAGCCUUUCCCUUUUGAAGCCCAAUUCCGUCGACCGCCGCCGCGUGGGCCAAGCCCCCCAGUUCAGCUGCCGCCACUUGGUGUCGCGCGCUCUCACCAUCAGCCUUCCAUGGGCCUUGGUGGUGCUAUGAUAGCCCUCAACAGACAGAACGCUGUGGCUGAAGAAGCCAACCGCCUACGCGAGCAGGAACUACGAAUCUCAAGGCUUGGUCCAGGUCUCGCGGCCGGCGCUGCACGCUUUGUAGACAUGUUGGCUGGACCGCGCCGAGCUUUGGGAAAUAUUGCUGCAAGUCUCGACCUAGACCACUUUGACGCGUUCUUUGAUGGUUUGUUUGGCGCGGAAGACAUACAUGGCGCCUAUGGAGUACAUGCGGGUGCGCCAGACACAGCGCGAUCCGGACCCAGCGAACCCCAUUACAAGCCGUUCUAUACGCAUCCGGAGAAGGCGAUGCCUGGCUUUACAUUUGAUUUCGCUCCCUCGGAAGUGUCUUCAAGCACAUCUUCUGUGACUAUAGUUGAGGAUAAUGAUGGCAACGGAGUCGCUGGUCCAAGUACAAGUGCAGCCAUGGCUCCCGGAAACGUUGCUAUGACUAUGUCGCUUGUCUGUGCUCAUUGCAUGGAUCCUCUCGUCAGGCCAGUUGAGGGUGCCAGCGAUGAAGAGCGGAAAGACAAGAGGAUAUGGGCGCUCCGUUGCGGGCACAUGUUUGACGGAAAGUGUACCGCAACGCUGAUGCGACCUCCUGCAGACACUCGAAAGGAUGACUCUCAUGAACCUAGGGAUGAAGCGCAAGCCAAACUUGACCCCGGUUCAAGUUCUAGUUCUGCAAAGGCUAGUUCUACGGCGACUAGAAGCCGGGGUAGAAGGAAGCCAGGGCUCGCUGCUGAUAUCAAGGGCAAGGGCAAGAUGGUCGACCUCCCGGAGCCCGACCCUAGCAUACCCGGCGGUUUUCCUGGUGCCAUCCGUACGGAGCCAGCCUCCGAAGACAAUUCGAUGCGUUCUCGUCUACGAUCUCACUUACCGUCAAGGGCCUCCGUCAGUGUCACCAACUCGAAUGCGGAAGCUGCGGGCUUGUCGAAUAGUCCUGCCCGUCCUAUUCGUCCUUUGCCUAGAAGACGAGGUCAGAAUUCGGCAAGUUUGAGAGGCAAAGGUAAAGGGCGAGUUAAUGCGAAGAGCAAGGCUGUUGUCACAGCCAUACAUGAGUGGUCUUGCCCGGUAGCAGGAUGUUUGCGCGUCCAUGCUAGCGUUUGCAUUAACGGGGAAUGGAAGAUGGAUAAAGACAGAGGCGGUAUUGUUGUCUAUGUAUGA
Molecule: messenger RNA, 1779 nt
Organism: Fibroporia radiculosa
Lineage: Eukaryota; Fungi; Basidiomycota; Agaricomycetes; Polyporales; Fibroporiaceae
Exons: 1
Coding region: 1-1779 (592 amino acids)
Source: RefSeq, a predicted model, not a curated record